CGCAUUAGAAAGCUGUUUUGGCGGGCGUUGCGCAGAAGCGGUGGCCGUGAGGGGGUACAAACCAGGGAGGGGGAAGUUGGUUUCGUACCGAGCCGUUACUUUCCCCAGGAAUUGGGUAGCCUUGGUGCAUUAGGUACAACUUCUGCGCUAUGGGAAAAAGAAACAAGAGGACAGCAGAUAGUUCGUCCUCUGAAGAAGAGGAGGAAUAUGUUGUGGAGAAGGUUCUAGACAGGCGUGUUGUGAAGGGUCAAGUGGAGUAUCUUCUCAAGUGGAAAGGAUUCUCUGAGGAGCAUAAUACUUGGGAACCUGAAAAGAACCUUGAUUGCCCUGAACUGAUUGCUGAGUUUAUGAAAAAAUACAAAAAAAUGAAGGAAGGUGAAAACAAGCCUCGGGAGAAAUCAGAGGGCACCAAGCGAAAGUCUAGCCUUGCCAACAACACUGAAGAGAUCAAAGCCAAAAAGAAGAGAGAGAGCACCGAUAUUGCCAGGGGCUUUGAAAGAGGAUUGGAGCCAGAAAAAAUCAUCGGAGCCACAGACUCCUGCGGAGAUUUAAUGUUCCUAAUGAAAUGGAAAGACACUGAUGAGGCUGAUCUGGUUCUAGCAAAAGAAGCCAAUGUGAAGUGCCCUCAAAUUGUGAUAGCAUUUUAUGAAGAAAGACUGACCUGGCAUGCAUACCCAGAAGAUGCUGAAAACAAAGAACGGGAAGCAGUGAAAAGCUAAAGUGGCUGGGGUUCUCUGUCCAUCCAUAAUUGUACAUAUCCACCCCCCCCUUUCCCUCUGCCCAAAUGCAUCCAUGGAAAUGUGCUUAUUACUGUGCUCGACAGGAGAAAUGUUGAUAUUGGUUGGUUUAGUCAUAACAUAAAUGGUGUGAGUCACGUUUGGUUUCCCUCCAGGAGAUUGACAUGCAGUGUGGAGUUCUAUCACCCCAUCAUUAAUAACAAUAAUGGUUCUUGUUUUUAAAGCGUCCUCAGAGCCUCUAGGCCUUUUCUUCCUGCCUGGCUGUUUAGUUCUGCCCAAUCAUGUUCUGUGUAGAGAAUUGUUAAGCAUCAUAGUUACUGAUUUAAAAAUGGCAGGAGCUCCCUGAAUUCAGGACAGACUCGACUGACCUAGCCCAGGCUUUGGAUUCUCAGAUCACCAAAAUAACAACCAAGCUUGUUAACAAGAUCUUAGGGAAGGGGGAAGGGCUUUUUCUAGUUUCUUUUAAAAUUGCUAACAUGUUCCUUGAAUUGCAUUCAAAAUGUUAGGUAGCCAUUUUCACCCAAAUUUUCUAACUUCAGGUCAGAAUAGGAACCUUUCAAACAAAUAAAAAUUAGUUGGCAAGGGUAACAUCCCUCUUUUGACCCUGUAUUUCUCAUCUUAUUCCUUUCAUUCCUGCGUAUCUCUUUCUUAUUACUGGUGCUAUUUGGAUGACAUGUUUAGUUAGAUUAUAAGGGUAUCUAAUUAAUCGUGUGUACUCCAAAAAUUGAGUUAAUCAGCCCAUUGCCUAUCCUGGCAACAAGUCCUUCCUCCUCCCCCCCUCCCCCGCCACGACUGUUACUUACUAGACAAUUAACUCCCUCUUUUAACAGCUGUGAUCAAAAUGUACUCCUAGAGAAGCCCUAUAAAAUGCUCCUUCUGUGGGCAUUCCAUUUC
This is a messenger RNA of Thamnophis elegans (Western terrestrial garter snake), 1631 nucleotides long. It is a transcript of the gene CBX5, whose product is annotated as chromobox 5. The transcript is spliced from 5 exons. NCBI's taxonomy places the organism in Eukaryota, Metazoa, Chordata, Lepidosauria, Squamata, Natricidae. The coding region runs from base 150 to 719 and encodes 189 amino acids. Gene Ontology annotation, biological process: chromatin organization; negative regulation of transcription by RNA polymerase II. Gene Ontology annotation, cellular component: nucleus; pericentric heterochromatin. Gene Ontology annotation, molecular function: chromatin binding. The record is from RefSeq and is a predicted model, not a curated record.